Messenger RNA from Guyanagaster necrorhizus, 1306 nucleotides. RefSeq lists its product as uncharacterized. The record is from RefSeq and is a predicted model, not a curated record. Bases 263 to 1222 code for a protein of 319 amino acids. NCBI's taxonomy places the organism in Eukaryota, Fungi, Basidiomycota, Agaricomycetes, Agaricales, Physalacriaceae. The transcript is spliced from 3 exons.
UACUUUAUUUUGCUUGGACAGGUUCUUUUAUUCCUAUUUUGCUGCAUUCCGCUAACAUAUUUACGAUCUUGCAUUAGCACGCAUUCAGGAGAGAUAAAGACGCCAUUCAUACGCCCAUCGCGUUGGCUUUAUUGGCAGUUCCAGCUUGCGAUCUUAUCUCCAAGGUGGUUUUUCCUUCGUUUCAAUUUGGCCGUCUAACUUUUGUCUCCAUAAGUGUCUAGAAAGAAAUCCCGCCCUACGUCUUUCUAUCCAAGAGAUCAAAAUGCAUGACUAUUUUGGCGACGUUGACUGGUGUAGGGUUCAAGAUAAACAGAUUAGAGUUCCUUCUGUCCCUCCGACUACCAAAACGGCCCAGCCUACUCUCUCGGAGACGCGUUUGUCCACUAACACCUCUGUUCACCAUCAGGAUUCUCUUUCGCCUUGUUCUUCUUCUCAGCCAAGUUCAACAAUAUCUGGAUUCUGCCUUGACGCUAGGAAUAAUGUACAGAAUCUACUUCCGCCUAUAUUUCGUAUCUCUCCUUCGAUGGACAAGCUUUUAGACACCGCCGCUAUGUCAUACCAAGACCAAAGUUCUUAUGCUUCGCCUUCCAACACGCCUUUGUCAGAUUCAAGUCCUCAAGAACGCAUGGCUCUCUUUUGGCAGUCUCUAGACGAAGAGUCAAACUCUGGGUCGCGGAAGCUUUGCUGCCAACGGUCCUUCCCGAUCAUUAGCUCGCAGCGGUUUUCUCUCCUUCCUCCACUUAUGUCAGUGCGGAACAAGCUCCGCAAGAAACUCUCCCGGAUGUCAAUCCGAAAGACUUACCAAGAACCGCUGGAUCUUCCUUCCGGUAUGGAGCAAAUCGGUGAAGGGAUCAGAUUUACGUAUACGCUGCCGGCCGCUGGUCUGUCGGAGGCAUCGAUAUGCUCCACUGCGCCGAAGAGCUGUCAUGCAGGGCUCGGGCUGGGGAUUGGUGGGCUGCUGCGUGGGACGGGAACGAGAACGAGAGUGCAAGAUGAGAUGGGACGCGGCUCUGGAACUUCGGAUGUCCCGCUGAUGUCGUGGCAAGAUUCUUCGCCGGUGUCUGAUUCUGAUGCUGGUUUGUUCACUCCGCCGGAGCUGUUUAAGGAGGUUGGGAUGGAGAUAAAGAAUAUGUCGUCUUUCCAGACUUUGCGGUUGGUUUCUCCUUCGACUAGUUUUGUUUCUCUGGGUUCGUAUCCGUUUUGUCCUGAUGUGGAUGUGUGAUGUUUUGUUUUGUUGUUCAAUGAUGAAAUGUUCAAGCGAAAUGUUAUGUGCGAUGUGCUGAGGCUACUAUAUCCGCGCACAGCU